Messenger RNA from Salarias fasciatus (jewelled blenny), 3241 nucleotides. Its product is annotated as NLR family CARD domain-containing protein 3-like. Gene Ontology annotation, molecular function: protein binding. The record is from RefSeq and is a predicted model, not a curated record. Lineage: Eukaryota; Metazoa; Chordata; Actinopteri; Blenniiformes; Blenniidae.
AUGGGCAUCGAUUUGCCUUCUGGACAGAGGAAGCAUCCCUUCUCCUCCAGGGAACUCUCCAGCCUGUCUUCAGGGUGCCUCUUCAAGGCAACCUCUUCCAAGCCUUUGUCAAGUCCGGCGGAACAGGUGAAAGAGGACAACAAUGAGAAGUGUCAGGAAAAACUCAAGACCAACCUGAAAAUGAGGUUCCAGCGUGUGUUUGGGAUCGCUAAACAAGGAGAGUCCACCGUCCUGAACCAGAUCUACACAGAGCUCUACAUCACAGAGGGAGGGACUGCAGAGGUCAGUGAAGAACAUGAGGUCAUUCAGAUUGAAACAGCUUCCAGGAAACCAGACACAGAAGAAAGAAGCAUCAGACCAGAGGGCAUCUUUCAAGUAUCACCUGGAAGAUCUCAACCAAUCAGAACGGUGCUGACAAAGGGAGAGACUGGCUUUGGGAAAACAGUCCUGACACAGAAGUUCACUCUGGACUGGGCUGAAGACAAACAAAACCAGGACAUCCACUUCAUAUUUCCAUUCACCUUCAGAGAGCUGAAUGUAGUGAAGGAGGACAAGUUCAGCUUGGUGGAACUUGUUCAUCACUUCUUCACUGAAACCAAAGAAGCAGGAAUCUGCAGCUUUGAAGGAUUCAAGGUGAUCUUCAUCUUUGAUGGUCUGGAUGAGUAUCGACGCCCUCUGAACUUCCACCAGACUGAGAUCCUGACUGAUGUAACAGAGCCCACCUCAGUGGAUGUUCUGCUGACAAACCUCAUCAGGGGGAACCUGCUUCCCUCUGCUCGAAUCUGGAUCACCACACGACCUGCAGCAGCCAAUCAGAUUCCUGCUGACUGUGUGGACAUGGUGACAGAGGUCCAAGGGUUCACUGAUCAACAGAAGGAGGAGUACUUCAGGAGGAGGUUCAGAGACGAGGAGCAGGCCAGCAGGAUCAUCUCCCACAUCAAGACCUCACGAAGCCUCCACAUCAUGUGCCACAUCCCGGUCUUCUGCUGGAUCACUGCUACAGUUCUGGAGGAGGAGCUGAAGAGCAGAGAGGGAGGAGAGCUGCCCAAGACCCUGACUCAGAUGUACAUCUACCACCUGGUGGUCCAGGCCAAAGUCAAGAAGUUCAAGUAUGAUGGAGGAGCUGCCACAGAUCCACACUGGAGUCCAGAGAGCAGGAAGAUGAUAGAGUCUCUGGGAAAACUGGCUUUUGAUCAGCUGCAGAAAGGAAACCUGAUCUUCUAUGAACCUGACCUGACAGAGUGUGGCAUCGACCUCAAAGCAGCCUCAAUGUAUUCAGGAAUGUUCACACAGAUCCUUAAAGAGGAGAAAGGCCUCCGCAACAGUGUGUUCUGCUUCAUCCAUCUGAGCCUUCAGGAGUUUCUGGCUGCUCUUCAUGUCCAUCAGACCUUCAUCAACUUUAGAAUCAACCUGCUGGAGCAGAAACAAACCUCCUGGUGGUCGAACCUGUUGAACCAGAAACCUAAUCUCCACCAUCUCCAUCAGAGAGCUGUGGACGAGGCCUUGAAGAGUCCAAAUGGACACCUGGACUUGUUCCUCCGCUUCCUCCUGGGUCUUUCACUGGAGACCAAUCAGAGUCUCCUUCGAGGUCUGCUGACACAGACAGGAAGUAGCUCACAGACCAAUCAGGAAACAGUCCAGUACAUCAAGAAGAAGCUGAAUGAGAGUCUGUCUGCAGAGAGAAGCAUCAAUCUGUUCCACUGUCUGAAUGAACUGAAUGAUGGUUCUCUGGUGGAGGAGAUCCAACAGUCCCUGAGAUCAGGAAGUCUGUCCACAGACGGUCUGUCUCCCGCUCAGUGGUCAGCUCUGGUCUACAACUUACUGUCAUUAGAAGAAGAUCUGAAGGAGUUUGACCUGAAGAAAUACUCUGCUUCAGAGGAGGCUCUUCUGAAGCUGCUGCCAGUGGUCAAAGCCUCCAACAAAGCUCUGUUGAGCGGCUGUGGUCUGUCAGAGAGAAGCUAUAAAGCUCUGUCCUCAGUUCUCAGCUCUCAGUCCUCCAGUCUGACACAUCUGGACCUGAGUAACAACGACCUGAAGGAUUCAGGACUGAAGUUUCUGUCUCCUGGACUGGAGAGUCGUCACUGUAACCUGGAGGCUCUCAGGUUGAGCGGCUGUGAUCUGUCAGAGAGAAGCUGUGAAGCUCUGUCUUCAGUUCUCAGCUCUCAGUCCUCCUGGCUGACUGAUCUGGACCUGAGUAACAACGACCUGCAGGAUUCAGGAGUGAAGCGUCUGUCUCUUGGACUGGAGAGUCCUCACUGUAACUUGGAAGCUCUCAGUCUGUCAGGGUGUCUGGUCUCAGAGGAAGGCUGUGCUUCUCUGGUCUCAGCUGUGAGAUCCAAGUCCUCCCAUCUGACAGAGCUGGACCUGAGCUACAACCAUCCAGGAGACUCAGGAGUCAAACUGUCUGAAGCUGUGGAGGAUCCACACUGCAAACUGGAGACUCUCAGGGUGGACCAUGGUGGACAGCAGUGGCUCAAACCUGGUGUGAGGAAGUAUUUCAUUCAACUUGACCUGGAUGAAAACUCCAUGAGCAGAAAGCUCCAACUGUCCAACAACAACAGGAAGGUGACACAUGUGGAGGAAGAGCAGCCGUAUCCUGAUCAUCCAGACAGAUUUGAUUACUGGACUCAGCUGCUGUGUAGAAAUGAUCUGAGUGGUCGAUGCUACUGGGAGGUCGAGUGGAGCGGGAAUCUUGAUAUAUCGGUGAGCUACAGAGGAAUUGAAAGGAAAGGAGGCAGUCACUUUGGAUGGAAUCAUCAGUCCUGGAGUCUGGAGUGUUCUGAUGGACGUUACUCCGUCUGUCACAAUACAGCUAUAACAUCCAUCUUCUCCUCCUCCUCCUCCUCCUCCUCCUCCUCCUCCUCCUCCUCCUCCUCUGGUAGAGUAGGAGUGUAUGUGGACUGUCCUGCUGGCUCUCUGUCCUUCUUCAGAGUCUCCUCUGACUCUCUGAUCCACCUCUACACCUUCAACACCACAUUCACUGAGCCUCUCUAUGCUGGAUUUACACUCUGGUCCUUUGGUUCUUCAGUGGUUCUGUGUGAUCUGUAGGAAGGACGUCUCUGUCUCUGACAGCAGGAAGGAGGAGGAGCCCAUCAGAAGGUGGGGGAGGUUUAUUAAAAAGUCACUCCAGUAAAGAUCUGAUUUCUGCUUUGUGCCAUCUUGUGUUUGUUGUUGUUUCAUUGUUGCCUUGUUUCUUGAAAUAUUCAAUCACAAAGUAAUAAAGUCAAAGGAACUUUGUCUC